CCCUGGAUAUAGUUUUCCUCACUCUUCACAUUUUUCCCAUAAAGUAAAACCAUACAUCUGGAAUCAAACCAAGGCACAUUCCCAGAAGGAGGUGCGUCUCAGGUUGCGGUGCAUGUGCGUUAUGUUAUAGUGUGAGCACAUGGUGAGCCGAUGGGCCAGAGUUGAUUUUAUAAACCCAACCCACCACUUGGCCACAGCUGCCUUUUACUCUCCCUCUCCUUCAGAUCUUUGCUCAUUCGCUCUGAGCUCUGACUGAACAGAGUGCAAAUAGCGUGCAGCCAGAAACAAGGGGAGACACGACACGUGCAAACAGAGAAGAGUGGCUGGAUUUACCCAAGGUGAACUGAACACUAAACUUUUGGAUUUCCAGUAGGCAAAAAGCUGUGAGCUGGUCACAGAUAAAGCUGAGAGGAAAGAAUACAAUAUAUAUACCCAGAGGAGACUGACAACUGACCUGAGUGCAGCCGGACAGGUUGAGGUGGAUGAGAUUGUGGCAGCCCUUUCCUGUGUUCAGCUCUUCUUACUGAAAAGACAAUCCCUGCAGGGCUCAGGAUGCGUGUAACCUCAUCUCUCCUCUUUGCCUCCCUGCUCCUCCUGCUGCUCCCAUCCACCGAGAUGAAAAGACCGGGCAGGGGCAGAGGCCUCAGAGGAGUAAGAAACAAACUCACACGGGACAGGGUAAGAGGUGUUGGGCGUCACAGCAGAUCGCGUCCCUCCAGACUUGUAGCACCUGACUGUUCAGAGUCAACAGAAUCUGGAGAGUUCUUUGUGGACUGUCAAGACCAACGCCUCAACUCCAUUCCUGCUUCACAGAACUGGUCCAAACAACCCAAACACCUCCUUUUAGCCCGAAACAGGAUCAAAGUCCUCCAUGAUGGGGCCUUCUUUGGUUAUGAGAGUUUAACCAGUCUGGACCUGCAGCAGAACAAGAUCUCCUUGGUAGAGGAGGGGGCCUUCCAGGGUCUGACACGUCUUACAACCCUGCUGCUACAGCACAACCACCUGGGAACACUUAGUGAGGAGGUCCUCAUCCCUAUGCCAAACCUACGCUAUCUACGUCUCUAUGAUAAUCCCUGGAAUUGUCUCUGCCCAAUGGAUAGUCUCAUACGCACCCUUCAGGUCCCAAGCAACCGUAACCUCGGAAAACAUGCCAGGUGUGCAGAGCCCAUCAAGCUAAAAGGCAUGAAGCUGAAGCAGGUUAACCCAGAGUUACUCUGUAAGGAGACGGACGCAAUAGGCGACCCACAGGGCGACCAAACGGUUCCCAUAGACCCUGUACAGCCCGUUCCAAUUCGCUCCAAACCAGAUGCCACCACAUCCUGCCACACCUACCUUUUCCCCCAAAUACGCAUGGACUGCAGUGGCCGAGGUCUGACCGAGGUGCCUACAGGCAUUCCAGAGGAUGUUGUUCACAUAGAUCUGUCCCAUAAUUCAAUCAGUCACCUCAGAGCCAGAGACUUCCACGGAGCGAGGAGCCUGAGAACGCUUAAUCUCAGUAAUAACAAUAUGGAGCACGUUGAGACAGCUUCCCUAUCUGGGCUCCUGCACCUCCAUGAGCUGGAUCUGUCUGACAACGGCCUGCAUUUUGUUCAGUACGGGGUUCUCGAAGACCUUUACUUCCUGUCGCAGCUGAAGCUGGGAGGAAACCCCUGGGUGUGUGACUACAGCAUCCACUACAUGGUGUACUGGCUGCGUCUGCACCCCAGAGUGAGGCACUCUGGCCUGCUGUGUCACUCCCCUCCUGAACAUAAUGGUGAGAGAGUGCAGGAGUAUGUGGAUUCCUACAACAGAGAGUGUCCUAAGGACAGACAGCACAGCAGAACAGAUCAAGAUGAAACGGACCCUGAGCUUUGGAACACCCCUCUGGAAGUGCAGGGAGAGCUGGAGGAGGAGCUGGAGCCAAGCCACUUGAGAGGGCCACAGAAAUACCAGAUCAUCAGACUGUCCUGACUCAAGUGAAAACAUGACCUAAAAUCUAAUUUCUUUCAAUUCCCUUCUUUCAUUUCCUUUCAGUAUUGUAAAACAGUCUGUAUCAGAUGGUGAAAAUACCUUUGUCAGUGUUGCUUUUAUGUUUUGUCAGUUUUGUUUAAUAAAAAGAUAGGAAUGAUCAAC
Thunnus maccoyii (southern bluefin tuna) is the source of this 2112-nucleotide messenger RNA. RefSeq names its product leucine-rich repeat-containing protein 17-like. Gene Ontology annotation, molecular function: protein binding. Bases 553 to 1950 code for a protein of 465 amino acids. Lineage: Eukaryota; Metazoa; Chordata; Actinopteri; Scombriformes; Scombridae. The record is from RefSeq and is a predicted model, not a curated record. The transcript is spliced from 7 exons. Gene Ontology annotation, cellular component: plasma membrane.